AAGAAAAUCAGUGUUACUCAGAACAUGUGAAGUGCGUAUUGUUUUUGUCAUAAUAAUACAAUAAUACUGGCUGAUUUUGGUUUGUUUCUUGUUUAAAUAUGGAACGUAAAAUGGACGAAAUGAUUACAGACACAUCAACAGAUGAAAAGGAAAAAAAUAACAACGAUAAUAAUGGAGAGACAGAUUUCAUUCAUGGAAUAUGUCGACAGAAAUAUUAUGAAGGAAAUUAUAACAUGUUUUUAUUAAUAUUUAUUAUAGCAGUGUCCAUAGGAGUGAUUGUACAGAAUUUAAAAUUAGAUAAUUCAAAUAAAAAUUUUACCAAAGAUUAUAAGACCGACAGAAGGAAGUACUGGGUAUAUUCUGCGUACAACGAUGUAGAGAACAAAAACGGAUUAUUAAAGCAUGUCCAUUUAGUGCUUGAAAGAAUAGGUUAUGAGAAAAGUUCUAACACAACUCCUUGGAGUCUUUUAUGGUCGCACGAUUACCCUUUCCGAGUGUUAUAUCCAAAUUUACAUAGAUUAAAACCAAAUCAGAUGGUCAAUCACUUUCCCGGUACAGGAUUUAUAACUAAUAAAGUUGAUUUAGCAACUUCGAACUCUAAAUAUAUACCUAAAGCGUUCAAAUUGCCCGCCAACAAGAAUGAGUUUCUACAAUACGCAUCAAAGAAUAAAGAUGCAUUAUUUUUGGAGAAACACAAUCAACACAGAGGAGUAUUUCUCAAGAAUGUGAGUGAAAUAGACUUGUCAAGUGGAGAAAGUUUCGUGCAAGAGUAUGUACAAAAACCGUUCUUAGUGGAUGGACAUAAGUUUGACAUUGGUGUGUAUGUUGUCCUAACGUCUGUUAAUCCUCUAAGAGUUUAUUACUACAAAGGUGAUGUAUUAUUCAGAUACUGUCCUGCAAAGUACUAUCCAUUCGACCCCAAAGUAUUAGACAAGUACGUAGUAGGAGACGAUUAUCUGCCAACGUGGGAAGUGCCUUCUUUAGCACAUCCCUACACCGCGCUGGGUUUUACUAUGAAAGAAGCGUUUGAUACCUACGUUAGGUCUAAGGGCAAAGAUCCGGCAGUAAUGUGGACCGAAGUGGAGAGCGCUAUAUCUGAAGUAUUUCUGAACAAGGAACAUCAUAUCAUUGAGGCACUCAACAACUAUCCAUCAGGAGACAACUUCUUCGAGAUGAUGCGGUUUGAUUUAGUUGUAGACGAGGACUUAAAGGUUUAUCUUCUAGAAGCUAAUAUGUCACCUAAUUUAAGCUCAGCUCAUUACCCGCCAAAUCAGCUACUGUACGAACAAGUCCUGUUUAACCUAUUCUCUCUGGUUGGUGUUGCCAGUUACAUUAAUGGACGAGGAAAUACAGAUUUAAGGGAACAGACCCAAGCAGAAAAUAUGGUGUCAGCACAGAAAAAUAUAGCAGUAUGGAGUGACGAAUGCAGUACAAAAUGCAGAGAUCGGUGCGAAGCCUCACCGAUUUGUAAUCUGUGCAGACCUUGUCUUGGCGCCAAAUUGAGAAAAAAUUUACUUCAAGCUCAUAGAGAAUUCUUACACAAGGGUGACUUUAAAAGAUUAUUUCCACCUGAAAUGACACAAAAACAAGUGACUACAGAGCAAUUUACAAGCUUGAACAAAAUGAAUCAACUGCAGUAUUUAUGGUAUCAAGGAAAAUGUAACAUCGACAUCACAUGGUGUAAAUAAAAUCGAUUUAUAAAACCAUUUAUUUAUUAAAAAUAAAACUUAUUUAUUAAAUUUAAAA
Papilio polytes (common Mormon) is the source of this 1746-nucleotide messenger RNA. It is a transcript of the gene TTLL15, whose product is annotated as tubulin polyglutamylase ttll6. The transcript is spliced from 7 exons. The record is from RefSeq and is a predicted model, not a curated record. Lineage: Eukaryota; Metazoa; Arthropoda; Insecta; Lepidoptera; Papilionidae. Bases 99 to 1688 code for a protein of 529 amino acids. Gene Ontology annotation, biological process: protein modification process.